Molecule: messenger RNA, 510 nt
Organism: Emiliania huxleyi CCMP1516
Lineage: Eukaryota; Haptophyta; Isochrysidales; Noelaerhabdaceae
Exons: 1
Source: RefSeq, a predicted model, not a curated record
AUGAUGCGGCUCGUCUUGCUGGCCAGGAUCCUCCUCCUUCUCUGCCUCGCCGCGUCUCGGACUGCGGCGGCCAAGGCCAAGGGGAAGAAGUCCGACGCCGCGGACGAGCUUUUGUACCUCACCGACAGCACACUCGAAGUAGCACUCGAGGCGCACCCUCUGCUCCUCAUCUCGGUUUCGGUGCCGGGGUGCGGCGUGUGCGACGCCGUGGACAAACGGCUGCGCAAGGCCGCGCCGGAGCUGCGCGUCAAGGCCAAAGCUGCAGUCAAGCUCGGCCAGCUCCGGAUCGACUCUCCAGACAGCCCUGUGUUGGGGCGAAUCGUGCAGGGUGCGCUGUCGCUGCCCAAGCUGAUCGUUUUCCGCGAGGGCGAGGCGCUCGACUACACCGGCGACGACUCCAAGGAGUCCAUCGUCAAGACGAUGCUCGCGCUGGCCUCGCGCGACACGGUGCAGACGCUGCGCUCGGUCAAGCAGGCGCAGAGCCCCAGCUGGCACAACGACACAGCCUCG